Messenger RNA from Boleophthalmus pectinirostris (great blue-spotted mudskipper), 714 nucleotides. RefSeq names its product DAN domain family, member 5 (gene dand5). NCBI's taxonomy places the organism in Eukaryota, Metazoa, Chordata, Actinopteri, Gobiiformes, Gobiidae. The coding region runs from base 1 to 714 and encodes 237 amino acids. The record is from RefSeq and is a predicted model, not a curated record. The transcript is spliced from 2 exons. Gene Ontology annotation, biological process: determination of heart left/right asymmetry.
AUGCCAAUCCCUCAGCACCUCUUGGACAGCCUGCGCAGGGGGCACAGACAGGAAUUGGAGGCAUCUGGUGGCGGUCCGGACGAGCCCAUCCAGGGAGUGGUGAGGGUGGUGCAGCUGGACCACCGCGCUUUGGCCCAGUCGGGACUCUUCAGACGGGGACUGAGCUCCAGGAGGGCCCCCUCUCUGAGCUCCAGGCCUGCCCUCCCCGCCUUCCUCUCUCAGGGGCGCCCGGGUCCAGCUGUGGCCCCCAAGCUUCCAAUGCAUCCAGUGAACCACCUGCACCCAAAGGUCUCACCCAGUGUGGACAUGAGGAGGAGGCAGGGGCUGCAGAUGUGGCAGAAAGUGAUUGAGAAAGGAGACAAGCAAAAAGUGGUCCUGCCGAGUGCCCUGAAGGACUCCAAACAGACAUGUACUGCAGUCCCUUUUAAUCAGAAAGUGACCGAGGAGGGUUGCGAACCUGUGACAGUCUACAACAAACUGUGCUUCGGACAGUGCAAUUCUAUGUUCAUCCCAGAGGUGGAGCUCUCGAGUGGAGCGCCCCAUCACCAGAGGACCCCCUGCUCCCGCUGUGCCCCGUCCAAAGCCCGCACCCGCACUGUCCCUCUGCACUGUGGAGCCCGCGGGGUCAGGGAGAAGACGGUGAUGGUGGUGGAGGAGUGCAAAUGUGAAACAGGACGAGAGGAGAGGAGCACUGUGGGGUCGCUGCAUCUGUGA